This is a messenger RNA of Nematolebias whitei (Rio pearlfish), 2680 nucleotides long. It is a transcript of the gene sh3rf2, whose product is annotated as SH3 domain containing ring finger 2. Gene Ontology annotation, molecular function: ubiquitin protein ligase activity; protein binding. The record is from RefSeq and is a predicted model, not a curated record. Gene Ontology annotation, biological process: positive regulation of JNK cascade; positive regulation of proteasomal ubiquitin-dependent protein catabolic process; protein ubiquitination. Lineage: Eukaryota; Metazoa; Chordata; Actinopteri; Cyprinodontiformes; Rivulidae.
AUGUCGGCAGCUAGGCGCGCGCGCCCCUCCCACGAGAGCCGCGCGCCAUCCUGCUCGGAGUUUACACAUGGCGACAAAAACGACGAAAUUACUCGCCUUUUCUGAAAGCGGUGCUCAUGGAGCGUGACUCCGGAAGGCCCAGGACAAACGUGAACCAUGGUGGACUACAGUGUUUCAGAUGCACCAGGAGAGCUCUUUCCCAAGCCUGGUGGACUUUUUAAAAUGGAGGCUCUCGCUCUGACAGACUUUCUGGAAUGUCCCCUUUGUUUGGAGCAACUGGACGCCUCUGCCAAGGUCCUGCCCUGCCAGCACACUUUCUGUGUGUCCUGCCUGCAGAGGCAGGAGGAGGCGUCUCGCUCCCAGCUCCUGUGCCCAGAGUGUGGCACCCCUGUCCAGGUCCGGACGGUGCAGGAGCUUCCUGAAAACCUGAUGCUGGUGCGGCUCCUGGAGGGGCUCCAGGGCCUCGGCAACGACUCGCAGCGAGUCUUCUACGACGUACCCCCAGACCUGGAAGAUCAGCUGCAGGAGAGUCAAAACAGAGAGAAGCAAGGGCACAGUGAGGCUGCUCCCAGAGCAAACCAACGACCUGAUAUGUCAGGAGAGCCGAUCUUCACACCUGCUAAUACUGUCACCUCGAACUACCAAAUGGACAACUGGUACUAUGAAGACCCCGGUGAUGUUGGCAGAGCAUCUGUUAGUGCGCCCCAGAUGCAGCAGUCCUUCCAGCAGGCCCAACCGCUGCCUCUCUGCAGGGCGACGUGCGACUUUAACCCAGAAGAGAUGAAUCUGGAAGGCAGCCAAUAUUGUCUCAGUUUCAUGAAGGGGGACAUCCUUACUGCCAUCAGACGAGUCGAUGAGCAGUGGAUUGAAGCCAAGCUGGGGGAAAACGUUGGGCUUUGUCCUAAACAGUUCAUCGAGCCAAACUCGGCUGCUGCCAAACUGCUAAAAGGAAGGCGUCGAAGUAGGAGUGAGUCGGCAGAAUUUUGCCAUCAGACAGGGAGUGGGGCCAAAGACAAGACCACUGACGCGUCAAAUUGGGCUGCCCAUUACGGAGUCCCUCAAGUCCUGGCAAAGACGCCCAUCAUCAAUGCGUUGCCUCACUCCAGCCAGAGGAAACAGCCCACAGGCGAACGCAGCAACAGCUUUCAGACGCCUUCCGACAGCUACAAACCUCAGGGUCAUCCACAACGCCUCUCAACGCCCUCUGGCCUCCCGCGGACCUACACUUACCCCUUUGGGGUGAGCUCUCGUCGAAGUAGUCGGCACUCUGACUCUCAUAGACACCAGUCACAGGGGGAAAAGAAGAUGACCAGCGGAACGCCGCCUACAGUCUCCAUGGCUCUGGUGAACCCCCAAAUGCCCUCUGCCUCUGCAGACGGCAAGAACUCCUCCACGCAGCAGCUCUCCAUCAGCGUGUGUGCUGUCCAGUACUCCUACAAACCUCGACGGCUGGAGGAGCUGGAGCUGAAGGCAGGAGAGAUGGUAGGAGUGUAUGGAAAGUUCAAGGAGGGCUGGCUGCGUGGGCUGUCGCUCAGAACAGGCAAAGUUGGCAUUCUUCCCAGCAACUACGUCACCCCCGUGCUCAGAACCUCAGCCAGAAUUAUCGAGACCAAAGCAGCUAACGCGUCCUCGCGGUACAACACGGUGUCUGGAAAGAAACCCACAGCAACAAAGAAUCCUGCUGUGGUCCUUGCACUCGAUAGGGUGACAGGUGAUGGAGCGAUGUACUCACCGGGACAGGUCUCAUCUGUGCCAAAUGGAGCACAGCAUGCGAUGUCGUCCGCUGGCGCCGCAAAACCGUCCUUCUAUGGGAGUGCUCAAGGUUGGGACACUGUGAGGCGAGCUUUUAACCCACACAGAGCCUCCAACCGUCCUUCUCAUAUGUCCACUUUCAACAUGCCGUCCAACUCACAACCUUUUGCACAAGUUCAGGCAUCGGGUUACUCACCUGCCCUGCAGAGAAAGAAGAGCAUCAUCAGGUCUAGCUCUAAAAAACCACACGGCUGGAUGACUGAGCCAGCAGCGCCCUCUGCUGCUGCGUCAAUGAAGGAAAAAGACUUCCUCUUAGCCACAUUUCACCGUCCCAGACAGCCUGUAAACACACCUCAGUCCAUCCUGGUCAAACCUGACGCACGCAGAUACAAUACAGACAAGCCGCAAAAGUCGGUGCGGUUUCAAGUAGAUGAAGAAUCCCCUCCUCCAAGACGUCGCACCUCCUCGUGGUCGUCAGGAACCCAGCUUCACCUCAACUGCCGUCCAGGACUCUCGCCUUUAGAAGUAUGGGCCCCGUCGCUCACCAUGGGAAGAGAUGGACCAGGGAUUUUUCUCAAAGAAGGAAAAGGUCCAGUUCUCAGGAAAGGCCUUGAAACGGCCAUCUCAGACAUCAAUUCCAAACCGCUACACUCACAGCCAUCGCUGUCAGCCCCAUCAGCUCAGUUCAGCCCCAUCAGGCACAGAGUGAUCGCAACACAUUUAGCCCAGAUGGACUCAGAGCUCAGUCUGCUUCCAGGAGAGAUGGUCCUGGUCCACAGACCCCGGCCUGACGGACGGGUCCUUGUCACACAGGAAAGCAGUGGGCAGACGGGUGUAUUCCACAGCAAUAUUCUUCAGAUCCUGGAGAGGCUCAGCUGACUCUGUAUUUCUGCUGCUGUUGUAUAAACGUAUAUUAUUUCUUCGUUCA